AUGUUUUCACGUAAAAUAUUAUUAAUACGUUGUAGCAUACCUAUUCAAAGACGUUGGGCUGCUUUGAAAAUUCAAUCAAAAGGCGGAGAUCCGAAUAAAUAUGUGGAUUUGAGUGAAUUCAAGGCUGAGAACAUUCGAAACUUUAGUAUUGUAGCUCAUGUAGAUCAUGGUAAAAGCACAUUAGCUGAUAGAUUGCUUCAACAAUGUGGGGUGAUUGAUAAGGACGAAAGGAAACAGUUUUUGGACAAGUUACAGGCAAGUUUUUGGCUUUUUUCUUGUUGGUUUAGGUAGUUGAUGGUAAAGAUUGAAGACUUUUGUUGGUUUUUUGGGGAGAUUGGUUUUGUUUUUGUUAAAUUAAGGUAGAGAAGGUAUUAAUUAAGCUUUUGAAUGUAUAUUUUAAUUGUUUUCAUUUCAGGUUGAGCAAGAACGAGGAAUAACAGUGAAAGCACAGACCUGUUCCAUGGUGUAUAAGGUAAAUUUAUUUUUCUGGCUUUUUUAGUUAGAUAUAUGCAUAGAAUCUUUGAUAAUAACUUUAAGAUGUUUUAGGAUUACCUGUUCAACUUAAUUGACACUCCAGGCCAUGUUGACUUUAGUUUCGAGGUAUCACGAAGCUUGGCCGCCUGCGAUGGAAUGUUGUUGUUGGUGGCAGCUAAUGCUGUAAGUUUUCCAAUGUUUUGCUUUAUAUUUUAGGCAAGUUUGACAAUAUUACUUUAGGGAGUUCAAGCACAAACCGUAGCAAAUUUUUGGCUUGGAUUUGAGAACGAUCUUGUGAUACUGCCAGUAAUAAACAAGAUUGAUCUACCUGGAGCUGAACCUGAUAUUGUUAAUGCUCAAUUAUGCAGUGUAUUUGACUUUAACAAGGAUGAUGCUAUUAGGAUAUCAGCUAAAACUGGUUUGGGAGUGUCUGAGAUACUUGAUCAUAUAAUUGAAAAGUAAGGUUUUAGGGAAUUUUAGCUAAAUAUAUUGUUUUAGACACCUAUUUGUAACAUUUUUAGUUUUUUGUUUAUAUUUUAAACGGUUUUGAUUAACUACUGUAGCUUUUAUCGCAAAUGUUCUUUAGAGUACCACCUCCAAAAUCAGACAAGUCAAAGCCAUUUAGAGCUCUUAUAUUUGAUUCAUGGUAUGAGCACUUUCGGGGAGCAAUAGCCUUGUUAUUGGUUAAAGAAGGUGAAAUUAAAGUAGGACAGAAGAUCAAAUCAUAUCAUAAUGAUAAAGAAUACGAUGUAGCUGAGGUUGGCAUAAUGUAUCCGGACAUGGUUAAGGCUGUGGUAUGUUUUAUGUUAUCCUUCUUGAGCUUUUUUGAUUUUAGGGUGCUGGUGGGUAGUGUAAUAUCGUGAAUAUCUUUAUUAUUGGUUCUUGGAUGCUUUUGUUAUUUUGGAGUUACAUUGGGAAGAUAUUAAAGAUACUAUAGUCAAAAAAUGAAGCAAUUAUAAUAAAAAAUAUUGUAAUAGCAAUUAAAAAACCAAAAAUUUCAGAGUUUAAGUGCAGGCCAAGUCGGCUACGUGGUAUGUUCGAUGAAAACAGUAAAAGAAGCAGCAGUUGGUGAAACAUUAUAUGCUGGAGAUGUGUCCAAAGAUUCUGUGACACCAUUUGCAGGCUUCAAAACUAUGAAACCUACAGUAUACGCUGGGUUAUAUCCAGUAGAACAAGCUGAGUACGAGAACCUGAAACAAGCGUUGGAAAGGCUGGCUUUGAAUGAUCCUUCCGUGGAGAUAUCUGGGGAUUCUAGUGUAGCGUUAGGCUUGGGAUUUAAGGUUGGAUUCUUGGGAAUGUUGCACAUGGAGGUAGGGGUGGAUUUUUGAGUUUUGUUUUUUGAGGGGGGGAGGGGAGAGAAUUUUUUUUGGGGGGAGGGAGAGGGAAAGGUUUUGGUUUUUUUUUUGAUUUAUGUUCAAAAUCAGGUAUAACAACUCAUUUUUCAGGUAUUCGGCCAACGCCUGGAUCAAGAAUACGAUGCCAAUGUUAUACUAACAGCCCCAUCAGUAGAAUACAAAGCUUUAGUCAAAGACAAUGAUACGAUACGAAAGAAGCGAUACGAAGGAAGAGGAGAACUGUCAAUAACAGAUCCGUCUAAAUUCCCGGCCGAAGUACAAGAUAUCGACUAUUUUCUGGAGCCAAUGGUACAACUUACGAUAAUCUGUCCUAACGAGUAUAUGAGUCAAGUUACAGCACUAUGUACUGAAGCGAGAGGAGAACGUGGAGAUAUUAAUACGAUUGACGAGUCUAGGAUGAUUAUCAAGUACAGAGUGCCGUUGGCCGAAGUUGUUGUGAACUUUUUUGAAAAAUUGAAAAGGAGCACGAGGUAAGGGAUCUAAUAAGCUUAUUUUAAGAUGUUUAGGCUGUUAAUGGUAGAUUUAGGCUUAUAAGCGGAACUUUAAUUCUAUAUGUUAACAUAUAUGUUGACUACAAUAUCAAAACAAAGCUUUAAAUUUAAAAAUUCUAGUGGAUAUGCCUCAUUUGACUACGAAUACGAUGGAUAUCAAGAGGUAGAUCUGGUCAAACUGAAUGUAACUAUAAAUCAACGUCAAAUCGACGAGUUUUCUCUAAUCUGCCCAUCUCAAUUGGUACGACAAAAGGCCAAAGACUUGAUGAAUAGGCUUAAGGAAGAGAUUCCGCGACAGUUAUAUGAGGUCAAUAUUAAGGUAGGUUCAAAAUGGGUAUAUUAAAGUUGGCUAAAGAGAUUUUUGCUUAAGGAAUUGAAAAAUGGCAAGAAAUUUCUUUACAAAUCAAAAAAUGGCAAGAACUUUCUUUACAAGGCAAAAAAUAGCAAGAAUUUUUUUUGCAAUACCUAAGAUGGCAAGAACUUUCUUUACAAGGCAAAAACUGGAUAUACGACCUGUUUUUAGGCCCACAUAGGAACAUCCCAAAAAGCAGUAAGCCAAGCGACAAUAAAAGCCUACAAAAAAGAUUUUACCGGCCUAUUAAAGGGUAACUUUGGGGGUGGAGGUAUGGAGAGGUUGAAUAAGAAGCUAGCACAUCAAAAGAAAGGUAAAGAACGAAUGAAGAACGUUGGCAACAUCAACAUACCCAAAGAGGCUUUUAUCAAUGUUUUGAAGCAUUAG
Molecule: messenger RNA, 3059 nt
Organism: Bursaphelenchus okinawaensis
Lineage: Eukaryota; Metazoa; Nematoda; Chromadorea; Rhabditida; Aphelenchoididae
Source: the annotation of a GenBank genome assembly